UAAGGUUGGUAUCCUACUAUUUCUUUUAUAUCUUCAAUUUAAUUUUGAAUCAUGUUCUCUUGUCUUUAACAUUGUUUCUUUGACGUAGGAUGGGAUCCAAUGUUAUUGUUUCUGAACCAAAAAUGGAUAACAAAAAGUUUGAAUUACCGCCCGGUUUUCGAUUCCAUCCGACCGACGUAGAGCUCAUAUACCAAUACCUUGUCAAGAAAGUUUAUGACAAUAGCUUCUCUGCUAUAGCUAUUGCUGAAGUUGAUAUGAAUAAGUGUGAACCAUGGGAUUUGCCAGAGUUGGCAAAAAUGGGAGAAAUUGAAUGGUAUUAUUUUUGUGUGAGGGACAAAAAAUAUUCAACUGGUCAAAGAACAAAUAGGGCUACUAAUGCUGGUUAUUGGAAGGCCACAGGAAGAGACAAAGAAAUUUACGACAAAAAUGUAUUGAUUGGGAUGAAGAAAACAUUGGUUUUCUAUAAAGGAAGAGCUCCAAGUGGUUUAAAAACUAGUUGGGUCAUGCAUGAAUACAGGUUGGAGGGUAACACACUCUCUAAGGAUAUUUUAUCAAAGAGAGGAACGGCUGAAUGGGUAAUAAGUAGAAUCUAUAAGAAGGGUAACUCUGAAAAGAAAACAUAUCAUCCAAGACUUGGAAGGGUUAACUCCUUUAAAGAAGGAUCACCAAGUACUUAUGAAUCUCCAUUGAUGAAUUCUUAUCCAUCCAUUAAUGGUGAAUGCUCUAAUGUGAUCAAUUCAUUAACCAUUCCAAAUCAAGCACAAGACAACAACAAUGUUGGCAACAAUGAAGCUAGUAUCAUGAACAUUCCAAAACAAGUUGAUGCUCACCCUUUUGUUGAAGAAACCCAAAACCUUUCCUUGUCUCAAGAACUAUCUAUGAUGAUGGCUCAAUUAGAGAAUGAGAAUUAUGGAUCAAGUUCAAAGCAAAGUCUUCAACAUGAUUUUUCUCUUGAUGCUGAUAUCUCAUCUAUUUUAUAUGGAAAUGACAUGUUUCCAAUGUGGUAUGACAAUCAAGAAUUGAUUCCCAAUUCUCCUGAACCUAUGGUCACUGAUCACUUGUGGAAUUACUAAUGAAAUAAGGAUC
Molecule: messenger RNA, 1086 nt
Organism: Vicia villosa (hairy vetch)
Lineage: Eukaryota; Viridiplantae; Streptophyta; Magnoliopsida; Fabales; Fabaceae
Product: NAC domain-containing protein 79-like
Exons: 3
Coding region: 90-1073 (327 amino acids)
Biological process (GO): regulation of DNA-templated transcription
Molecular function (GO): DNA binding
Source: RefSeq, a predicted model, not a curated record